AUGUCUACCUUUCCUCCCGCCUGGCCUGGCGCCCAUGGCUCCGCUUCCUCCGCUGAGAACGUCCACAAUACCACCCCCGAUCCCCUCCAGACUACCGAGGAGAACGGCAAGAAGAAGCAGCAGCAGCAACAGUCUCGACAGCUGUUGUCUUGCACCAAGUGUCGUGAACGAAAGGUCAAGUGCGACCGCACAAAGCCAUGCUCGGCCUGCUGCGCCCGCGGUCAGCCCAAGGAGUGCCAAUUCGUUGUGGCAGAAGGCGGCGAUUACGGCCCCAUCCAGCAGUCCUACGAGAUCCGCAAGCUUCGUGCCGAGAACCUUCGUCUAAAGGAGCGUCUACGAGCCGUCACCUCAGCCCUCUCAGAUGACUCGGACGAGGCUGGACAAUCCGAUCGUCCCGUGAGCAAAAGAGCCAGGCAUCGGCGGCCCUGGAGGGCUCCACUGGCGCGGCAAAAGGCGUUCAAGAACCAGGAUCUAUCUGACAACCUUUAUUUUGGAAGCCCAGGGCUGGCGAGUGUCAUUAAUGAGUUCGCGAGUCUGAACUUCGGCGCAACGUCCUUGAGCCAUACCAUGCCGCGAGGGCAAGACGUUUACUUUGCUCGAAGCGGCCCUGCGUUCCCCUUCGCCACCAUGUGGCCCGCGUAUCCGCAAGCAUGCAUUCCAGCCCUGCUGCAAUGCCUGCCGCCGCAGGAGGAUCUCUUUGCCUACCUCGACGCGUUCCAGAAGCGUUCUCAGAGCUGCUCCUUCCCGCACACGCCGGAGGAAAUCACGAAGAGGGAAGUCGAGCGCUUCCUGUCCGACUCCGAGAGGAAUGCACAGUUAUACCCCGACAUGCUCGCGCUGCUCUUCGCCGCGCUGGCUCAGGGCUUGCAGAACGGUGUCUUCGACAAGAGCGGCGGCAAGUGGGUUGAGGGAGCCAUGCAAGCUGAGGCGAUGAAAGGCGACGUCUACAUCGCCGCAUCCAUGCAAGCCCUCCGCAUGGCCUCCUUCAUGAACCGCCCAACCCUGCUAGGCAUCCAAGCCCUUAUAAUGAUGGGCCCCUACCUAACCAACAGCGGGCGCUUUCUAGACGCCUGGACGCUGUUCGGAACGACGAUCCGGCUCGCGCACUCCGUCGGCCUGCACCGAAACCCAAAGUACCUGGACCCAGCGCCGCCGCUCCGCGAGUGCGCGAUCCGGCAGACGCUGUGGUGGUGGAUGCUGCACAUGGACCAGCAGUACUCGAUGACUUUGGGGCGGCCGCUAGGCAUCUCGGGUAUCGGGGACUGUCCGCCGCCGGAGCCGCUGACGACGAAUCCGACGGUGCUGAGAUUGGGAGAGUUUGUGGAUCAUUUUACGCUGCUGGCGAGGCAGAUAUUGAGUAGCGAUAAGUUGACGAACGCCAAGAUCGAUGAAUUUACGGAUCGGUUGAGGAGAUUGUGGGAUACGAUGCCUGAGAUGGUCCGGUUCGAUGAGACAUGGUUGGAUCGCGAGAAGGAGAUUCCGGAGUGGCCACUUGAUGCUAUGGCUACUAUGUUCUAUGGCAAAACGCACAACUACCUCAUCCUCCUAAACCGCCAACGCAUCUCCCCCGUACGCCCUCCGCGCCCAACCUCUUCUACUCCAUUCCCCUCCCCACCGCUUCCCAACAGCCAGCAGUACCGACCGAGUCCCACCACCGCUCAACCUUCACCAGCAUCACAGCAAGACAAAGAACCCCUCCGCGGCCGCCCCCUUGUCCUCUCGUCAUCUCUCGCCCUCCUAAACGCCUUCCUCUUCUUCUACACCCGUGUCCCUGCUGCCAUGAUCUGCUGGACCAUGGGCCAGCAGGCGUUUAACGCGUGCAUGAUUAUUUUGCUUGACGCGAUUGAGACAUGUAGCACGAACGAAGCAGCAGGUGAAGAGGUGGACAAGGAAAAGAAGAAGAAGUUACGGUAUCUGGGCCGUGUGGAGCAGGCCUACGCCGUCUUCGUCGAGCUCGACAAGAAGGGCGUGCACAAGCUUGCUGCGCUGGCUGUUGAGCGCAUUUCGUGGGCGAUGGAGAUGUUGAGGCUGAAGGAAGAGGCGCUGGCGCAGACCCAGGCCCAAGCCGCAACCCAUGGUGCCGAAGCUCAGGUCUCCAACCCCGCUAUACACCCAGGAAGAGCGAGAGCAGGCUACGUAGGACCCCAGCCCAUGCUCCUCGACACCGUGAUGGGCAACACGGGGAUGUGGCUCCUCGAGGACCCGGGCCUGCAGUCGUUUGUGCCGGAGUCGUUUACGCCGCUUGCAUGGGGAAUGGCAGGACGAGACCUUCGAGUGGAACGGGAAGCGGAGGGGAGUGGCAGUAUGGGUACUGGGGCCGGGGGUGGGGCAGAGGCAGGGACUUGGCAGGAACACGCUCAGCAGGCUCGUGGAGGAGCAGGAGCAGGAGCAGGAGAAGUACAGACGCAACCAGGCUUCUGUCAUGCGGGAUAUGGAGACUACAAGCAGCAGCAGCAGCAACAGCGCCACUACCACGAACACAACCCUUCUCACCCCCCAUACUUGUACAAUCCCCCGCCUCCUGGCCCGUCCUACGCCCCACCACCGCCUCAGCACUCCCUUUCAGCGCCCGACGUACGCGGCUACUCCAACUGGGACGCUGGUUUCAGUGCGGGGCACGAGCCACGGUGA
Messenger RNA from Coniosporium apollinis CBS 100218, 2631 nucleotides. RefSeq lists its product as uncharacterized. Gene Ontology annotation, biological process: regulation of DNA-templated transcription; DNA-templated transcription. The record is from RefSeq and is a predicted model, not a curated record. Gene Ontology annotation, molecular function: DNA-binding transcription factor activity, RNA polymerase II-specific; zinc ion binding; DNA binding. The coding region runs from base 1 to 2631 and encodes 876 amino acids. The transcript has 5 exons. Lineage: Eukaryota; Fungi; Ascomycota; Dothideomycetes.